CCAAACCCUGAACCCAUCCAUCCCAAGCAAUCAAUCACCAAUCCCCCCUCCUAGUCAGCCAGUAGAUCAGCGACCCCUGAGCCGGAGGUAGACGAUGGCGGCGGCGUCCAAGGCCUCGGCGGCGGCCCUGCUUGUGGCGGCGGUGGCCGCCGUGCUCCUCGCGUCGGCGUCGGCGCAGACGACGCACGACAACUGCGCCAAGAACAAGAAGAUCACGGUGCAGAACCUGUGCGCGCACGACGUGGCGCUCACGCUGGAGCCGCUGGCCAACAGCCCGCACCUCUUCGGCGGCGCGCCGCAGUACACGCUGCGGCCCCACAGCCACGCCGAGUUCCCCGUGUGCUGGUGGACGGGGCGGCUGCACGCCCCCGGCGCGCCCACCGCCGAGUUCCACGUCGGCGUCGACGGGGGCUCCUUCUACCUCGCCGCCAACACCCGCCAGCCGGGGCUCGCCGUGCCCGUCAUCGUCUCCCCGCACGGCGCGCCGCUGCAGGGCGAGUGCCCCGCCGUCGGGUGCCCCGUCCAGGGGGCGUGCUCCGCGUCGCAGGUGCCCAGCGGGAGGUGCCGCAACGUCCAGGAGAUCAAGGUCAUCUACUGCAGCCCGCGCGUCUAGAAGAAGAAGAAGGAGUCCGCCGGCCAUGGAUGGUCGAGUGCUGUCGUCGUCGUGUUCGUUCGUUCGUUCGUUUGGAUCGGAUUAGCCGGCCGUUUGCUGCUUAUUAAUUAGAGUGGAUUAGUAGGAGUCGCCGCUAGCUACAGAUUGCUCAGCUCAGCUCAGGGCGAUGUGAGCGAGAGCGAGUGAUGAGCGACGCGUGCGCGUGUCAGGAUCGUCAGAUGUGUCGUCGUGUCCUGUACGCCUGUGUGUUUGUCGGGAGCGACUCGUGUCUCUCUCUGUGUUCGUCAAGUCGAGCCAAUAAUUAAUUUUAGUUAUGGAAAUGCUGAUGCGUCUUUCCAUGGAGAUGCAUGAUUUUCA
This is a messenger RNA of Panicum virgatum (switchgrass), 970 nucleotides long. RefSeq lists its product as uncharacterized. NCBI's taxonomy places the organism in Eukaryota, Viridiplantae, Streptophyta, Magnoliopsida, Poales, Poaceae. The record is from RefSeq and is a predicted model, not a curated record. Bases 95 to 613 code for a protein of 172 amino acids. The transcript has a single exon.